This is a messenger RNA of Exaiptasia diaphana, 1991 nucleotides long. RefSeq lists its product as uncharacterized. The coding region runs from base 474 to 1991 and encodes 505 amino acids. Gene Ontology annotation, molecular function: zinc ion binding. The record is from RefSeq and is a predicted model, not a curated record. The transcript is spliced from 4 exons. Lineage: Eukaryota; Metazoa; Cnidaria; Anthozoa; Actiniaria; Aiptasiidae.
CAUUUGCAGCAAUUCGUCACGUGACAAAUGACCCCAUAGCAACAAGGCCGUGGUGGGCAAGCAAAACCAACACACCGUGACAACAAUAAGACUUUGACUGGCGAAGCGUUCAAUACCAAGACUAUAACAUCUGUUUUUAUCCUUUAUUGUGAGUUUUUUGAGGCGAUUUUUGGUUCAAAAGUAGGGCAAAGUGUCUUCGUUCUUUUCCAAUAAGUUUUUCUGCGAUCGCUGUAUGUAAAGAAGAGUUUUGGACCUUUAAGCUGUUCGACGCCGAGGAAAACACUAGCGCGUAAUGGCGGAAAUCUCAGGUAUGUUUAUGGUUCUUUGACUCACAAUCUUGCCUCGCUAUUAGUCUCAUUUAUCAAGAUUUGUGUAGAAUAGAUAAAGAUACUUCCAUUGAGACAAUUUAAAGCCUAAAGACUCAUUCUUUACUUGUAUUUUUGACCAUUUCAAGCAUCGAAACUUUAGGUGCGAUGGCGCGUCUGGUCGGCGCGUCUUCGUUUUGUAAAAACUCCAAUAUGCUUCAAAAAUCUAAUUCAUCUUUGGGUUUCGUUAUUGUAGAUGAAACAACUGAUAUUUCAAGGCUUCCCGAUCUAACAUUUGGAGAUGUGGAGACGUAUGCUCGUUCGCAAUCUGGCUGUUCAAGCACAACAAAAGCUUACAAAUUCUGUGCCGAACCAGGUUAUUUGCACGAAAUCAAAGUGCGCUAUUCGCAAGAUCUUCAAGUCAAUAUAGCCAAGAUUGCAUCAAAGUGCUACCGAUCCAUGAAAAAGAGUGAAGCCCCACAUAAGCUAGAGGCUGAUAUAAACUUGGCAACUAAAUCUAUUAAGGGUCGGUGUUCGUGUGUAGCUGGUGCUGGCGGUUUUUGUCAUCAUGUUGUUGGGUUGUUGUUCUACAUGGCUCACUGUAAGACACUUGGAUACAAAGCUAUACCUGAUGAGCUGACCUGCACCAGCAUGCCUCAAAGGUGGAGUGUACCACGGGAAAGGAAAAUAGCAACCAAGCCUAUACAGGAUGUAAUGGUGAAGAAGCCAAGACCAGGGGCAAAUUAUUCAAAGUUCAUAAAGAGCACCCUAUAUUCACCAUCAACAGAGUAUCCUCUAAUGGCUCAAGAACAUCUUACUGGGCUCGAACCAGUACCRCUGAUGGCAACUAUAGCAGUGGCGGAGGCUGUCAUUCCUAAUAUCACUMUGGUUCCAAGYAAGUUUGGUAACGUUGCAAAAGGCUCGGUCCUCUCGUAUCAACAAAAACUCUCAGAGGAGUAUGUUAUAAAUGACUAUUUCUGCCCUGCAUAUCCAACACUGCCAACUGAUGAUGCAGAGGAGAGGAUAAAAAACAAUUUCASUGUUCCAGACGCAAAAAAGGCAGCUUUAAAUGCAAUAAGMAUAACAAUASAUCAAGCUAUAGACAUAGAAGAGAAAACAUUAGCACAAUCUGCAAGCCAGCUAUGGUAUUCAUUAAGAGAAAAAAGAAUCACAGCAAGUAAAUUUGGUCUAGUGGCCAAAAGGCAAUCAGGUUUUGAAAACCUAGUAAAGCAGUUAAAUSCCUCCAAGAGAGUUGUGACUGCAGACAUGCAGCGGGGAAUAGACCUUGAGCCAAAGGCUGCCAUGGUGUACKCUAAUGUUGCAAAAGAAGGAAAAGUCAAUGUUUAUCCAAGUGGCCUUGUGAUCAACCCGAAAUGUCCUUGGCUUGGAUGUUCGCCUGACCGCAAAGUGUGCGACUUCACCGCAGAGGACUUAGGCCAUUCUYCCUUUGGCCUACUGGAGGUUAAGGUGACAAAGGAGGGAACUACAGACUUUAGCACAGUCCAGUACAUURCAUCUGGCCCUAAUGGCAAYAUGCUGAAGAAGAACCACAUUUAUUAUUACCAAGUGCARUGUCAGUUGGCAUUGACAGGACUGGACUGGUACCAGARAGAAACAGAUCCUGUAAAAAGAGAGGAAACAAAAGUGACAGCUCCAUGUGGAGCAAUACCUACAAGACCGACUUAA